Messenger RNA from Fraxinus pennsylvanica, 1245 nucleotides. Lineage: Eukaryota; Viridiplantae; Streptophyta; Magnoliopsida; Lamiales; Oleaceae. The record is from the annotation of a GenBank genome assembly.
AUGGUCCGUGAGUUAAAGGAGAUAAAAGAUGGAAUAGGAAGUACCUCAAAAAGAGGGGUUGAGGGGAAGCGUUGGCUCAACAGGAACAGGUCUCAUAUAGCCCCUGAUGUAGCCCUGUCUAAGCCAAUUCAGCAAGGGAAUUGGGCAAAUCUACCAUCAGAAUUGCUUUUGGACAUAAUCCGGAGGGUUGAAGAGAGUGAGACUUCUUGGCCUGCUAGGACAGUAGUUGUCUUUUGUGCAUCGGUUUGUAAGUCGUGGAGGGAUAUCACUAAGGAAAUUGUCAAGACUCCAGAGGAAUGUGGGAGGCUCACUUUCCCCAUAUCGUUGAAGCAGCCGGGCCCCCGAGAUGAACCAAUCCAAAGCUAUAUUAAGCAGGAUAGAUCAACUUCCACUUACCGCUUAUCAACUUCCACUUACCGCUUGUACUUUGGUCUGACCCCAUCUGAGGAUGAGAGUGAUAAACUAUUAUUGGCAGCCAAAAAGAUUAGAAGGGCAACAAGCACGGACUUUGUGGUAUCUUUAGUUGCAGAUGAUUUUUCUCGAGCCAGCAAUACAUAUGUUGGAAGACUAAGGUCUAACUUUCUGGGGACAAAGUUCACCAUAUAUGACUGUGAACCUCCGAAUGAUGCUGCAGUGCAACAUAAUAGUCGAUCGAGUCGAAGGUUCAACAUGAAGCAAGUAUCUCCCAGAUUACCUGCGUACAACUACAGUGUAGCCACUAUUUCGUACGAACUCAAUGUUCUCCGCACAAGAGGUCCUAGGAGAAUGAAUUGUGUCAUGAAUUCAAUUCCGGUCUCUUCAAUUCAGGAGGGAGGCACUGCCCCGACACCAACAUCAUUUCCACAAUGUUCUGACGAGAAAUCAUCUUCCCCACGGGUUUCAGAAGGAAAGGACUCAGUCUUAAAUCUCAGCUCCCGAAAACUCUCAAGUUCAUCAUUUACACCACCACUUUCUGGAGAGCCACUAGUUCUUAAAAACAAAGCUCCUAGAUGGCACGAACAAUUGCAGUGCUGGUGCCUGAAUUUUAAGGGCCGUGUUACAGUAGCUUCUGUUAAAAAUUUCCAGCUUGUUGCUGCUGUUGAUCCAUCUUUAAAUAUAUCAGCUGCCGAACAAGAAAAGGUAAUUUUACAGUUUGGAAAGAUCGGAAAAGACAUUUUCACCAUGGAUUAUCGUUACCCUCUCACUGCCAUUCAAGCCUUUUCAAUCUGCUUGAGCAGCUUCGACACAAAACCAGCAUGUGAAUGA